AUGGCGACUGUUGCAAUCGCAGAGUCUACGUUCCAAUACGAGGAGCAGUCCUUGGAGAACGAUUGCCUCAAGGUCGACAUCUUUGACCCCGCCAAAUACGGCGCCCGUUUCCUGGAACUCGUCCAGAAAUACCCCGAAACAUUCACGUAUGUCGCCUUCCCGGUCCUCCAUUCCGUCGACGAGCUGUUGACAGAGGUCUACAACCCCAUUGCCUCCUCGCCGGCCGACUGCUUGUGGGCCAUCAUCGACAAGACACGCCCCGCCGGCGCCAACCACGACAACCUGGCCGGCGCGUUCUCGCUCAUAGACGUCAAGAAGGCCGAAGGCACGGCCGAAAUGGGCGGCAUCCUGUUCCCGCCCUUUCAUCGGUCGCACGUCGCGUCCAACACCGUGGGGCUGAUUUUGCAGUAUUUGCUGGACCCGCCGUCCCAGCGCGGUCUCGGGCUGCGCCGUGUGGUGUGGCAUGCCAACGCGAACAACAAGCCGUCGCGGCGUGUGGCGGAGCGCAUGGGCUUUACCCUCGAGGGCAUUCUGCGGUGGCAGCGGACGUUUGCGCCGAACCGCGAUUGUCAGGCGGGGCCAGGCGUUGCGCUGCCGACGGCCGCCCUGGCGGCACGGAACGGGACCAAGCCAGAAGACGAAGCGCCCGGGCGGCAUACGGCCGUGUACUCCAUUGUGUGGGAUGAAUGGGAGGAGAAGCGACCACAUGUAGUGGCCCAGAUGGGGCUCCGGAAGUGA
Sporothrix brasiliensis 5110 is the source of this 738-nucleotide messenger RNA. RefSeq lists its product as uncharacterized. Bases 1 to 738 code for a protein of 245 amino acids. The transcript is spliced from 2 exons. Gene Ontology annotation, molecular function: protein-N-terminal-alanine acetyltransferase activity; protein N-terminal-serine acetyltransferase activity. The record is from RefSeq and is a predicted model, not a curated record. Lineage: Eukaryota; Fungi; Ascomycota; Sordariomycetes; Ophiostomatales; Ophiostomataceae.